Messenger RNA from Cladophialophora psammophila CBS 110553, 1485 nucleotides. RefSeq lists its product as uncharacterized. NCBI's taxonomy places the organism in Eukaryota, Fungi, Ascomycota, Eurotiomycetes, Chaetothyriales, Herpotrichiellaceae. Gene Ontology annotation, cellular component: membrane. Gene Ontology annotation, biological process: transmembrane transport; carbohydrate transport. The record is from RefSeq and is a predicted model, not a curated record. The transcript has 5 exons. Gene Ontology annotation, molecular function: carbohydrate:proton symporter activity. Bases 1 to 1485 code for a protein of 494 amino acids.
AUGGACAAGCAGACCCAGGUGGUCAUGUUCAGUUCCACGGCCAUUGCUUUGUACGGCUAUGAUCAAGGCAUGAUGUCCCUCAUCAACACAAAUUUCAACUACCUCUACACCAUGGGCACUGCUGGAAAUUCGGCUUUGGUAGGACUGGUCGUCUCGGUCUACUACCUGGGCUGUGCAUUGGGAGCGGUGCUAGCAUCCCGCUUUGCAGACGCCAAAGGUCGCAAGCCGGGCAUCUUCGUGUGCUUGGUGACAGCCAGCCUGGGAAAUCUGCUAAUGGUUGUCAUGGGUCUCGGAGUCGGAGGGAUCGAUGCGGUCGUGCCCGUGUACAGCUCUGAGCUCCAGGAAGACGAUGCCCGCGGCACGGCCCUGGCCCAGGAAUUCCAAGCCAACAUCUUUGGGCUGAACAUGGCGUAUAUCCUCAACGUUGGGGUCACGCAUUCCCUGGGCAAAUGGAACCAGUGGGCGUGGCGAGUGCCCAUUAUCGUGAUGCAAAUCUAUCCGGCCCUGCUCUUCGCAGUGGCCAAUCUCUUGCCGGAGACGCCCAGGUGGUGCGUGUUGCACGGUGACAACGAGCGGGCAAAGCGAAGUAUAGCCCGGGUCUUCGGCAAAGACCAGGUCGAGGACCGCAUCAAGGAGCUGACCGAGGCGCAUAAAAAGGAACAAGAGGAAGGUCGGAUCUCGUACUCGGACAUGCUUUGGCCGGGCGGUUCGCAGUUUCAUCCGACCGUCGUGACGGUCAUGGGCCAGGUCAACCAGGCGCUGACUGGGUACGGGGCGGUGUCGGUGUUCGGGGCGCAGAUAUUCGAGCUGUUGGGAUUCGAUGUCACCACCGCCGAGUUCAUCACCCUAGGGAACUAUGUCUUCUAUUCUGCCAUGAUGACGGUCGCUUGGGUGCUGAUUGACCGCGUUGGACGACGCAAGCUGAUGGUCUUCGGGGCGGUUUGGCUCGCCGUCUCCUUCGCCCUGCUCACGCUCCUGGGCGGCCUGGCGUAUAAUCACGCAAGAUUGUCAAUCCCUCUGCUGGCGACCGCAAUUCCUGGCGUCUCCGCGCUAUACCUCGCGACCGCUGUCUUCGGCAUCAGCUGGCUGGUGCCCCCAUGGCUCAUCCCCACCGAGAUCUAUCCUUCGACGGCUCGCGCGCAGGGCGCCUCCGUCAGCGUCGUCGUCUGGGGCCUGGCCAACUGCGCCGUCACCUUUCUGACGCCCAUCGGCUUUGAGGGUCUCGAAUACUACCUAACGUUCGAAGAGAAUCAGGAGUUCUUCAAGGCCGCUGCCGAGACGGACUCGUGGGUAGUGAGUCGAGUCGUGGACGGAGAGUUCAAGGUUUUGCCGCAAGCGGAAGUGGAGGAAGAAGAGGAGGUUCUCAUUGAUGGAGAGGGAAAUGGGAGUCACGGGAAAAAGCGAACAGAAAGGAGGAAAACGCAGAAGACACUAGAUGCCCAUGAAGAGAUGGCGCCUUUGCUGGGCAGGAGUAGUGCGCGGUAG